Messenger RNA from Saxophila tyrrhenica, 396 nucleotides. RefSeq lists its product as uncharacterized. The record is from RefSeq and is a predicted model, not a curated record. The coding region runs from base 1 to 396 and encodes 131 amino acids. The transcript has 3 exons. Lineage: Eukaryota; Fungi; Ascomycota; Dothideomycetes; Mycosphaerellales; Extremaceae.
AUGCCUAUCACCUGGGACGCCACGAUGGAUCGCAAGCUCCUCCUCGCGAUUCUGAAGAAGCACCAGAUCUCCGUCGACGCGGAGGCGGUCGCCUCCGAGCUCACCUCCGAAGAGCAAGCAUGCACCCCGACCGCCGUCAGGAAGCGUCUUCAGAAGAUCCGCGAGCAGAUCAAGGAUGGCUCCGGGGCCGACGAGGGAGAAGGCACCCCGAAGCCGAAGGCGACCCCGCGGAAGCGCAGUGCUGCCGCCGCUGAGGGAGAGUCGCCAGCUAAGAAGGGGAAGGCUGGGAAGAAGGGCAAGGGUAGCAAGAAGCAGACCGAGGAGGAAGCUGAUGACGAAGAGGAGACUGCUGCCGCCGGUGUCAAGAAGGAGGAGGUGGACGACGAUGGAUUCUAA